AUGAUAAAUAAUAAUAAUACAAGUACAACAACAACAACAACAACUUUAAAUAAUAAUCAAAUUCAAAAGAAUAAUACUUUUAAUAAUAAUACUAUAAAUAAUAAUCAUUUCCAUUUAAAUAAUAAUAAUAAUCAUAAUCAAAAUAAUAAUAAUUUAUCAUCAAUAUCAACAAAUAGAUUAAAUUUAAAUUUAUCUAAUAGUGGUUCAGCCUUACCAUUAACUACUUCAAAUAGUUCAUUGCAUAACCACCAAACUCAUAACAAUAAUUCAAUAAAUAGCAUAUUAGAUUUACCAUUCACUCCUUUAAUUUCAACUCAAAGUAGUCGAGAAUUUUCAUUUGCAUUACCACAACCAAUACAACAACCUUCGCAACAACAACAACAACAACAACCUCAACAACAACAACAACAACAAAAUCCUUUUAAAUCAAAUUAUAAAUUACAAUCAUCAACUGAAAAACAUUCAUUAUCUUCAUCAAUAUCAUCAUCUACUACAUCAUCAACAACAUCAUCAUCUUCUUCUACAAAUAAUACUUCAAAUACAAGUUUAAGUUCAAUAGAUUCCUUAAAUUCAUAUUUAAAUAAAGAUAUGACAUUUAAUGGAGUUUCAUCAAAUACUAGUAUAAAAACAACAAAUAACGGAGGUAAUAAUAUAUAUUUACAACCACAACAAACAUCAGAAUUUUAUAAUAUAUCAUCAACAAAUCAACAACCACCCCCACAACAACAACAACAAAAUACAAUAAUGCCUACAAUGAUUCAAAAUGGUGCUUCAUCAAAUCCUCCAACUACAAAUCAUUUAAUUAGUUCAAAAUUUUCAAAUAAUGACAUUCAAAUAUUAAGACAAUUAUUAAUUUCAGGUGAAAAACAUAAAUGGAAACAAAUAACAAAAGAAAUUAAUUCAAGUGCAAAUCAUUCAAAUCAUAUAAUACAAGCCAUUAAAAAAAAUGAAGAAAGAUUACGUACAUCACCACAACAACAACAUCAACAACAACAUAAUAAUUUAAAUUUACCACAUUUAAAUCAUCAUCAUCAUCAUCAAGGACAAAAUCUACAACUACAACCACCUCAAUUUUCAUAUAUGCAUCAACAACAACAACAACAACAACAAUUACCUUCUCCUCAACAAAUACCGCAGAUCAAAAAAUCUUCGAAUAAUCAACAAAUUUCAACUAAUAUACCUUUAAAAAAUGUAUCACCUACUUUUGUUGCAAAACAAUAUACUCAAUUAUUAGGUUUCCCGAAUAAUCUGAUAUAUUUUGGCUCAUUAGGUUCUAGUUUACCUUAUGUUGUUGCAGCUAAUGGAUGGAAUGAUAUUGAUCGUGAGGCUUAUAAUUAUCCUUUUAAUGAUGAUGAUAGUGAUUAA
Messenger RNA from Lodderomyces jiufengensis, 1365 nucleotides. RefSeq lists its product as uncharacterized. Bases 1 to 1365 code for a protein of 454 amino acids. Lineage: Eukaryota; Fungi; Ascomycota; Pichiomycetes; Serinales; Debaryomycetaceae. The record is from RefSeq and is a predicted model, not a curated record. The transcript has a single exon.